Messenger RNA from Sparassis crispa, 423 nucleotides. RefSeq lists its product as hypothetical. NCBI's taxonomy places the organism in Eukaryota, Fungi, Basidiomycota, Agaricomycetes, Polyporales, Sparassidaceae. The record is from RefSeq and is a predicted model, not a curated record. Bases 1 to 423 code for a protein of 140 amino acids. The transcript has a single exon.
AUGUCGCUCUCAAAUACGAAAAUGCCCCGCUCCCAGGAGACAUUCUAUCGCAGGUCGUACGAAGGAGAAGCUGCAAACCUUGUUUUGAGGUCGGUGGUGUUCCCUGCGUUUGUACUCUUGUCGUCAUACGUCAGCCUCCAAAGCGUUGUGGGUAAUGCUCUUCACUGCCUCGUCCUUUACUCGGAAGCAUGCAUGUUCGGGUAUUGGAUAUACCUAUUGCUGCUCGACUCGUGGCAAGAUUCGCAUCUAUUCCAGUAUACGAAGGCCGUUCUAUCAAACACUGCCGUUGUGGACGGCUCACCGGUGCCCGUUCAGCUCAUAGAUCUUGGUCUGCGGAUAUUGAACAAGAAUUGGAGGAGGCCGCAUUUCGCGAAUUCUGAGACACUCCCUCAGUUGGCGCUUCGAUACUUGCCCGCGCAGUAG